CUUGGCAUUGCGGAACCUGGAGUCCAUGUUUACACAAGGGAGAGAGUUCACUUGGUAAACCUCAAACUGACGGCGAAACAUGCUGCAACCCUUUCUAAUCGUCCUCAGCCUGUUACCAUGGUUCCCAGCCUUCCUCUGCAGGGUAACCACCGAGGGGGAGCAUGCAGUUAUGGAGGGUCAACCUCUCACAGUCCCGUGUCAUUAUGGGCCUCAGUAUGCCGGCUAUGUAAAAUACUGGUGUCAGGGGAAGAUGAGGGAGUUCUGCACCAGUUUAGCUCGAACAGAUGAGCCCCGUUCGGCCAAUCCAGCUGAGGAGAAAGUGAGCAUCUUUGACGACCCGGUCCAGCUGGUGUUCACUGUGACCAUGAGCAACCUGAAGGAGGGGGACUCUGGGUGGUACAUGUGUGGCGUGGAGAUAGGUGGUGCGUGGAGCGCUGAUGAUGUUGCUUACACUAACAUUAAGGUCAUUCAUGGCAUGUCAGUGGUGAACAGCCGCCUGAUUGGGGAAGAAGGGAGUAGUAUCACAGUUGAAUGCCACUACAGUGAGAGAUACAGAGAAAGCGAGAAGAAGUGGUGUCGGAGCGGAGACUGGAGCUCCUGUCUGCUGACAGGUUCUGACGGGAGCUACGAAGACACUUCCGUGGCCAUCAGCGAUGACAGAACUAGGACUUUCACUAUAACCUUAAAGAAGCUGCAGAUGAGAGAUACCGGCUGGUACUGGUGUUCCGCAGGACAGCAGCAGAUAGCUGUGCAUGUGCUGGUCACACCCCGACCCACGACUGCAGCAGUAUCUGUGACAUCCACACCUAAAACAAGUCAGUCUGUUGCAUACCUGCCUCCACCCAAACCCAUCACUAAGGAGUCCUGGAACAGUCACAGCCACAUCUUGGAGUCGUUGCUGGUGUGUGCUUCUAUAAUGCUCCUUGUGGGCUUGGUCAUAUUGGCGAGAAAAUUGUGGAAACAGCACAAGCAGGAUCCUGUGCUGAGACAAGUUAAGGAGAUACAAGCAAGGCACAAUGAGUACUCGGGUGACCUGCAAAACUCUGCUGUCGUUUUCCUUAACAGGGACUCCCAGGAUGUACGUAUCUACUGAGCUUUAUCAGUGCAGGGUUUAUUUUUACUCUUUGUAACCGAAUUUCAUUUUUUGUCAGUUCACUGCACACAGCACAUGCUUUAUUUCCAGUGUUUUUUGUAUAUAACAUACCAGCACAACACAUGUUUUCUGUUCACUGCUUUACAUAAUGCAACUGCUAUAGGCUGGAGAUCUGAUGUUAUAUGUGAUAUUAUGUAAUCAUCGUAGUGUAUUGUAUUUUUGUUGAAAUUUGGGGAUUUUAGCAAAUUGGUGGGGUUUACAUUCUGCAAUUAAACUUGUACUUUUUGCUGAA
Molecule: messenger RNA, 1385 nt
Organism: Perca fluviatilis (European perch)
Lineage: Eukaryota; Metazoa; Chordata; Actinopteri; Perciformes; Percidae
Gene: pigr
Product: polymeric immunoglobulin receptor
Exons: 8
Coding region: 80-1093 (337 amino acids)
Cellular component (GO): plasma membrane
Molecular function (GO): transmembrane signaling receptor activity
Source: RefSeq, a predicted model, not a curated record